This is a messenger RNA of Alnus glutinosa, 3369 nucleotides long. RefSeq names its product BTB/POZ domain-containing protein NPY3-like. The record is from RefSeq and is a predicted model, not a curated record. NCBI's taxonomy places the organism in Eukaryota, Viridiplantae, Streptophyta, Magnoliopsida, Fagales, Betulaceae. The transcript has 5 exons. Gene Ontology annotation, molecular function: protein binding. Bases 1195 to 3069 code for a protein of 624 amino acids.
CCCCAUGCUCUGUGUGUGUGAAAGAGCUUUGCUUUCUAGCUAGCUUAGAGCUGCACAAAAUAAAGUUUCGUCGUUAAAAGAGAAAUAAAGAGGGAAAGAGAGUGGAAAAUCGCGUACCUUUUCUCAUUUUUCACAAAGUAGGACUAAUAUUCAAAGAUUUUUUUGGUUUUUAUAUAUCUUUAUUUUUGGUUUUUAAUAUAUCUUGGGGUGGCGAAAACACGAGUAUAUGGGAAAGGUGGUGGUGGUGGGGGCGGUGGUGCUGAUUCAAAGGGGAUGAGAUAGAAAGAGUGGGAACAUUCUGAGCCUUGUUGGCUUUUUGUGUUUGGUGUAGCUGCGGUGGCUGUCAAAGAUGACGAACAGCUCAUCUUUUUGAUAUCUGCCUUUUUUGGGUUUUGUUGGGUGGUUUCAGUGGUAUGUGGGGUUGGUUCUCUACCUCUGCCGAUAUAGUGCUCAUGCAGUGAAUGUUUUGUGUUUCUUGUCGUUGUUCCACUGAUAUUUGAUUCUUCCUAUUUGGCAAAGUGAGCUGAGAAGUGCAUUGGGACAUUUAAUAGGUGUGUUCUGGGUUCAAGAGACGGAAGAGGUGAAAGAGAAUUUGUAGAGGAAUGUGAAUUCUGGGUUUUGGGCUUCUGAGACUUUGUGGACUAUGAAUGAUCUUGGUGGUCUGUGAUCCAUUGGAAAAACAAAGCAAAAGAAAAAGAGAAAGGGAAUAUCUAGAAUGAGAGCGAUAAACAAAUAAGGGUAGGGCGGUGGUGUCAGUUUUCAGCAAGUGGGGGUGUCUCUGGCUUUGGAAUUUAUAUAUCUUUGGGAAGGAAUCUGUUGGCAAUGUCUCCUAAGCUGACCCUCUUUGCCCGGGGUCCUUGGGCCGUGUUACCAAUCUAGGAAGCAACCACUUCUUUGGGUCUCUUCCCAUUCAAGUUAAGGCUUUGUAAAAAUCACACAACUCCACUCACUCUCUCUCUCUCUCUCUCUCUCUCUCUCUCUCCGACCUUGUUUUGUGGAAAAGAUCAGGCCAUACUAGGAAAAUUUCUUUGAUCCAUCCGUCCUUACUUUGAACAUCAUAAAGUUGAUCUCUUUCAGGUGCUCAACCCUGCUUCUGCGAUUCUCUUCCCAUUCUUUGAGGAAGAUUAGAUUUUAUUGGUGGUCGUUCUUCUGCUUUUUCCGUUCUCUUCCUAUAUAAUUUUGUCUUCGCCAAAAAUGAAGUUUAUGAAACUUGGAUCUAAGCCUGAUUCUUUUCAGACUGAUGGGGACAAUAUUAGAUAUGUGGCGACUGAGUUGGCAACUGACAUAGCCAUUAACAUCAGCGAUGUGAAAUUCUAUCUGCAUAAGUUUCCUCUUUUGUCCAAGAGUGCACGCUUGCAGAAACUGGUUGCAACUGCAAAUGAGGACAACAGCUAUGAAAUCCACAUCCAGGAUAUUCCUGGUGGGCCUGCUGCUUUUGAGAUAUGUGCCAAAUUUUGUUAUGGUAUGACAGUUACUCUCAACGCAUACAAUGUGGUUGCAGCUCGAUGCGCAGCCGAGUACCUUGAGAUGUAUGAAUCUAUUGAGAAAGGCAACCUUGUCUACAAGAUUGAUGUCUUCCUCAAUUCUAGCAUCUUCCGGAGUUGGAAAGACUCAAUUAUUGUUCUUCAAACCACAAAGUCUCUCCUUCCGUGGUCUGAGGAACUUAAGGUGGUCAGCCACUGCCUUGAUUCCAUAGCUUCCAAGGCUUCCAUUGACACUUCCAAGGUGGAAUGGUCAUACACCUAUAACAGAAAAAAGCUGCCAUAUGAGAAUGGGAAUGAUCCAGUUUGGAAUGGCGUUAGAAAACAGCAGAUGGUUCCGAACGACUGGUGGGUAGAAGACCUCUGUGAGCUUCAACUUGAUUUAUACAAGCGGGUCAUAACAACAAUAAAGACAAAAGGCAAAGUUUCUGGUGAUGUUAUUGGAGAAGCUUUAAAUGCAUAUGCCCUGAGGAGGUUGCCGGGUCUUGGCAAGGGUAUGAUUCAGGGCGGGGAUGUCAUAAAGAAUAUAUCAUUGGUGGAGACCAUAGUACAGCUACUGCCCUCAGAGAAGGGCAUUCUCCCGUGCAGUCUCUUAUUUAAGCUGUUGAGAGCAGCAAUAACGUUAGAAUGUGGAGAAAUGGAAAGACGGGAACUGAUCAGGAGAACAGGCCAGCAGCUUGAGGAGGCUACAGUGGCAGAUCUUUUGAUUCAAGCCCCAGCUGGGGAAACAACGAUAUAUGAUGUUGAUAUAGUGCAGAACUUAGUUGAGGAAUUUGUAAUGCAUGAGCAGAAUGCUCGGACUGAUUCUCCCAUGGAAAAUGAAUUCCAGGAGAUUAGAAGCCCAAGGCUUGUACCAGAUGCUUCCAAGGGGAUAGUAGCAAAGCUGGUUGAUGGUUACCUUGCUGAAAUUGCAAAGGAUCCCAGUUUACUUGUUUCAAAAUUUGUCAAUCUUGCUGAAAUGGUAUCAAGCUUCUCAAGACCAUCUCAUGAUGGAAUCUACCGUGCUAUUGACAUGUAUCUGAAGGAACACCCUGGCAUCGAUAAGAGCGAGAGGAAGAGAAUAUGCAGGUUGAUGGACUGCCGGAAGUUGUCAGCAGAAGCCUGCUUGCAUGCAGUGCAAAAUGAGCGGCUUCCCUUGCGAGUUGUCGUGCAGGUCCUCUUCUUUGAGCAGCUUAGAGCAACAUCUACUGGUAACAGCACACCUGAGCUGCCUGGUCCACUCAGGGCCUUACUCCCCGGUGGCUCUCAUGGGAGCUCAAGGUCUACUACAACCAACACAGAAGAGGACUGGGAUGCCGUGCCAACAGCAGCUGAUAUUAACGCUUUGAAAGGGGAGCUUACUACUCUGAGAUUAAGGGUUGGUGGCAGUAAUAGAGAUUUAAAUGAUGGUGCUAAAAGUAAUGCAGAGAAAGUUGGUGCCAAUAAGAUGACAGGUUUGCUCAUGUCAAAGCUCUUUUCAAAGCUCUGGUCAAGCAAAGAAAGAAACGGUGAAAUCAGCAGCUCUGAUACAUCAGAAAGCCCUGCUUCCACCAAUGCGGACGAAACCAAAUCAACCCCUUCCAGAAGUAGGAGGCAUUCAGUAUCUUAGUGGCAGACAUUCUUUGCAGUUUGUAAAAAUUGUCUCACCCAGUUGACAUCAGGAAAUUAGAGCCCAGUUUUGUCUUCCAGCUGAUUUUCUAGUGGGAAUUUUAGGCAAAAGUUGGCAUGUGGCUACAGAAAGAAGUCCCUUGAAAUUCAUUGCUGUGUUUUCCAUCAGAUCCUACUAGUUAUUGUUGGUCAUCUAUAUUCCAUAUGGGCUCUGAUAACGGCCCAGUUUUGCUGUGCCAUAACCAAAAGAGGAAUGGCAAAUUUAUGGUCAUCUAUUUUGGCUGCUUUGCCUUUCUUUCUA